AUUUUCGGUGGUGGAGAAAACAUUAGUAAACAAAACUAUUGGAGGAGUCGGAGGAAUUAUUAUUGUAGUUUACUCCACAUUCUGUGGUAAAUUCUAGGUAGGAAUUGAUCUUGAAUGAUUUACUUUAGUGUACUUUAAGAAUAGUAAAUAUAUCAAAUUAUUUAAGUGUUCUAGUUCUCCAUAAUGACUUUUUGAUGAUUUUAUAUCGGUCAUUACCCGUUUGAUAUAUACAUGAGUGUUGCAAAAUUAAGAAUUGUAGUGGGUUCUGACCAAGCAGGUUAUGAAUACAAGGAACUAAUCAAAAAGGAUCUUGAAUCUAAUUCUGAUAUUGAGAUAGUUUUUGAUGUUGGGGUUGAUUCUAACGCUAAUAAAACUGCUUAUCCUUUAAUAGGUAUUAAUGCUGCUGAGAAAGUAGCUAACGGUGAGGCUGAUCGUGCCAUUUUAAUAUGUGGUACUGGUUUAGGUGUUGCUAUUUCUGCUAACAAAGUUAAGGGUAUAAGAGCAGUUACAGCUCAUGAUUCAUUCAGUGUUGAAAGAAGUAUCCUAAGUAACAAUUGUCAAGUUUUAUGUAUGGGGCAAAGAGUAAUUGGAUUGGAACUUGCUAGAAGACUAGUUAAAGAGUGGCUAACCUAUGUGUUUGAUCAAACUAGUGCUUCUGCUGAAAAAGUUAACGAAAUUGAAAAAUAUGAAGGAUGUGUAUGAUAAAGAGGUGCAAUAUUUAAAGAUUUUAUAAUAAUUUAAAAGUUUAAAU
This is a messenger RNA of Scheffersomyces amazonensis, 751 nucleotides long. RefSeq names its product RpiB/LacA/LacB family sugar-phosphate isomerase. Gene Ontology annotation, biological process: carbohydrate metabolic process. The transcript has a single exon. NCBI's taxonomy places the organism in Eukaryota, Fungi, Ascomycota, Pichiomycetes, Serinales, Debaryomycetaceae. The record is from RefSeq and is a predicted model, not a curated record. Gene Ontology annotation, molecular function: isomerase activity. The coding region runs from base 232 to 702 and encodes 156 amino acids.